Messenger RNA from Naegleria lovaniensis, 2031 nucleotides. RefSeq lists its product as uncharacterized. Gene Ontology annotation, cellular component: membrane. Gene Ontology annotation, molecular function: oligopeptide transmembrane transporter activity. The transcript is spliced from 6 exons. Lineage: Eukaryota; Heterolobosea; Eutetramitea; Acrasida; Naegleriidae. The record is from RefSeq and is a predicted model, not a curated record. The coding region runs from base 1 to 2031 and encodes 676 amino acids.
AUGUCGAGCGAAGGUGAUCGUGUUGAUUCAGUGCAUCAACAGGCUGAAAUUAUCGAUCAACCUACAUCGGAUCAUAUUGUACAUAAUGGUGGAAAGGUAUCAACAGGUUAUGUGUUACUAGAUGGAGAUGAUGAUGAUCAUUUGGCUUCUAGAAAAACAACCGAUCAUUUCGAUGAACAUGAACGACGAAUGAACGAUGAAAGUACUCUCAAGCAGACUUCUUCUCAACAAGACCAUGUAAAUGAAGAAUCAGUCAAUGACGACGAUGAAGAAGAAUUUGACGAAAAUGACACAACAGAAGUUGGUAGAUUCAAAGAGAGAGGAGAGUUUACUUUUCGUGCCAUUGCUGUUGGUGCACUGAUUGGAAUUUUAGUUGGUGCCAUGAACGUGAAUUUUGGCUUGAGAACAGGUUGGACACAAGGAGGAAGCAUUUUCGCAUCAAUUUUGAGCAUUGGAGUUUUCAAAUUAAUUAGGCCAAGUCGUCCUUUUACAAAAUAUGAAACUAUAAUCACGACAACAGCAGCAUCAAGUGCUGGUACUAUGGCCUCAACAGCUGGAUUAGUGAGUUCCAUACCAGCUCUUAAAUUACUCGGAUUUCAAUACAACGUUGGAGAAUUGUAUUUGUGGGCAUUGAGCGUUGCCUUCUUUGGAGUAUAUUUUGCAGUUCCUCUCCGAAAACAUUUAAUUGUCAUUGAAAAGUUGAGAUUUCCUACAGGUACAGCCACUGCAGCCACCAUCAAAUCCAUGUUUGCUCAAGGCUAUGAAACUGUGAAAAAAGCAAGAAUGCUUGUGUUUUGGGGAGUGUUCUCCGCUCUUUAUUCGUUUAUCAUUUUUCUCGUGCCUCCCAUUGCACAACCUCCAAUGCCUAAAAUUCUCCACGAUUAUGGAUUUACCUUAUAUAUGGAUCCCUUAAUGAUUGGAGGUGGAAUGUUGAGUGGACCUCGUAGUACUGCUAGCUUAUUGUUGGGAGCCAUUGUUGGAUGGGGAAUUUUAGCUCCAAUUGUCGAUGCCAAUGGAUGGACCAAAGGACCAGUUUCUUCCUUCAGUGGAGCUCGAGGAUGGACUCUCUGGGUCGGAUUGGUACGAAGAGUGGCCAUUCGAGGUUCUGGAAGAACAGUUCAAAGACAUUUUGGAGAACGUGUCAUUUUGGAUCACGAGCAAUAUGAAUUAGAUUCUCACAUGAUUCCAUGGUGGUAUUGUUUUAUUGGAUUGAUUUUUUCAUCGACCUUGUUGAUGUUGAUUGGUCAUUUUGUGUUUGAUUUGAAAUGGUAUUUUGUGUUGCUGGCCAUUCCAUUGAGUGCUAUUUUGUCCAUUGUUGCAACGAGAGCGACAGGUGAAACUGAUAUCAAUCCAGUUGGUGGUAUGGGUAAGGUGGGUCAAUUUGUGUUUGCUGGAGUUGCACCCAAGCAAACUGCUACCAAUAUUCUCAGUGCUGGUAUCAUUUCUGCUGGUGCCAGUCAAGCAGGUGAUAUGAUGCAUGACUUGAAAGCUGGUUACAUUAUUGGAGUUGCUCCACGAAAACAAUUCUUUGCACAAAUUAUUGGUAUCGUCGUUGGUAUCAUUACAUGUAUUCCAAUUUACAAACUCUAUGACACUGCCUAUACGAUUGGAUCUUCUUCAUUUCCAGCACCAGCUGCACAUGCUUGGAAAGCUGUUGCUGAAGUGUUGAGUAAGGGAACAAAUGGCUUACCAACGAAUAGUGUGUAUGGUAUCAUUGCUGGUGUUGUAUUUGGUGUGGUUCUCACUGUAAUUUAUAAGAUUAUACAAAUUGUGAAACCAAAUUGGGCUCAAUAUUUCCCUAGCGCUCUUGCAUUUGGUAUUGGUAUGAUUGUUCCACCAAAACAGUCGAUUACCAUGUUUAUUGGUGCAAUGUUAUUUACAAUAUGGAAACGACGUUGGCCAGAAACGAACAACAAGUAUUUCUUUGCAGUCAGUAGCGGUUUAAUUGCAGGCGAAGGAAUCAUGGGAAUAUUCAUUGCUUUGCUCAAAUUAGCUGGACUGAAAGCUUUGGUGGAAUUGACGUACACUUAA